Molecule: messenger RNA, 1053 nt
Organism: Cyprinus carpio (common carp)
Lineage: Eukaryota; Metazoa; Chordata; Actinopteri; Cypriniformes; Cyprinidae
Product: protein LBH-like
Source: RefSeq, a predicted model, not a curated record
CGUGCUUCUCAUAACCAAUCGCUAUGCGAUUUAUGUUGCAUGCAUGCAGCUCUCAACAUGUAAAUGAAUGACGUUGGCAGGAUGAGCACAGGCGCUCAGACAGCAUUCAACAGUAACUUUCCGCUGCAGGUCAGAUGCGCGCUCGAACUGGACGGACUGAGCGAAACGGGAGCUGCGUGAGUUUAACGGGAGGAUAUACUCAAUAAAGUAACAUUCCUGCCGCUUCAAGAAGAGAGAGGGCGAAAUAAAGAAUGACAGAUAUAAUGAACAACCCAGAACACAGUCGGCAAGACUUCACUGUGAGUGACACUGGAGAGCAAGGCGUUUCAUUUCAGAUUUUUCCAGACGCACAGGAGCGCCAUCCCAAGGUGUUCAAGCGCUUGCCGUCCAUCGUAGUGGAGCCCACAGAGGGAGAGGUGGAGAGCGGAGAGUUACGUUGGCCCCCAGAUGACCUGAGAAGCACAGACCCUUCCGGCCAAACACACACACCGACGUCCGCUUCACAAACCCAGAUAUCACACAGCCAGAGUACAGAUGAAGUCAUGUGCAGCAGCCUGGAAACAUCAGGGGCAGCUGAGCAUAACUGAAAUUUAAUAAAUACGUUGUCACAAGUCUAUCAUUAUCACAAGUCUUGGUUCUCACAACAUUUUCUCACUUCAAAACUGACAAGCAACACAAGCAGCCAAUCUGGCAGGCAGGUGUGAAUAAGAACAGAGAUCACAAUGCUAUAUCUGAGCACUCUUCAUAACACAUUCAUAGCUUUAAAAAGACAUUUGAAAGUCUUUGGUACUUUUUAAAAUUAAACUCUUGAUGUAUUUUAUUUGUGAAAAGUGGCUUUAACAGUCUUAAAUUCGCUUCAGGCCUACUUGUUUUUCCUGAUGCAGAAAUUGUGGUUAUAAAACUGCUGCAUCAGUGUACAGUAUCCUCUACAUUUAUGUCUGAGAAUAUGCUGAAAAUGUGUAGAAUAUGGAUGACACGACAAAAACCAAUUGUAUGAUCAGUUGAAAAAUAUGAAUGAACACAAUAUUAUUCAAAAUAAAUGUAUAAAAACAC